Messenger RNA from Schistocerca gregaria, 1941 nucleotides. RefSeq lists its product as uncharacterized. The transcript has 8 exons. The coding region runs from base 1 to 1941 and encodes 646 amino acids. The record is from RefSeq and is a predicted model, not a curated record. NCBI's taxonomy places the organism in Eukaryota, Metazoa, Arthropoda, Insecta, Orthoptera, Acrididae.
AUGGAGCAACACCAGCGAAGCCAGCAGCGAUACGAGCGCCUCCUAAGGGAGCGAGCAGCCGCCUCCCUGAUGAGAGAGGCUGCCGGUGCCUUGGCACAUGUCUCGGGCCACGAGGCGACGUGCGGGGUCACCACCAUCCCACAGGGGGCUCCCCAGCCGGCGCACCAGGCUGCCGAUGCCAUGCCAGGUGCCGGAGCUCACUAUGAGGCGGCAGCACCAGCGCCAGCAGCUGCUGCGUCAUCAUCAGCAGGCAGGCAUCCGCAAUCCCAGCCGCUCGACCUGUCACGUCAGACAUCACAUCAAUGGAGACCAGCUGGAGCAUCUGGUGAAGGCGGUGCAACUGUCAGAGGUGCACCCCACGCUCACAGUGCUCCUGCUGUUGGAAGCUCUACUACGUAUGCACCAGCUGCCAUAGCAUUCACAGCUUAUGUACCAGUUGUUGGAUCCUCUGCUUUCUAUGCUCAAGCUACUGGAUUUCCUGCUACAUACUCUCAAGCUCCCAGAGCUUCUGCUAUGUAUGGUCAAGCUACAGGACUCUCCACUUCUCAAGCUCAACAAGCUGGGCACUCUGCUACGUAUGCUCAUAUCGCUGGACAGCCACCCACCUACAAGACAGCACAGAGGAAAGAACAUAAGAUGCAGCCGAUCUCCUUUGCUAUCCAUCAGUCUCCAGCUUCCAGCUCUUACUAUUACACUGACCCUCAGUCAACAUCUACACUGCGUCACGGUUACUAUGCACCACGGAUGGCGGCCAGUCCCAGUCACCAGUGCCCUCUCGUCACCUCCGGAUCUGGUGAGAGGAUUUAUCCUCAGGCGGGGUAUCCUCCAGCACCGUCCUCCGUUGCCAUGCCCAGCCAAUUCCAGACUGUCCCAUGCUACACAAUCGGUGGACCACAGGCUUAUCCUCCGACCAUAGUGUAUCAGCAGUACUGGCCAGCCACAAGCAAUCCUCAGCCAGCAUCGACUCAUGGCCACCAGCCAGAACCCUCUCGCCAAAAGCCAACAAAGAGGGCUGUCCCCUCCUCUGGUCGGUCCUCGCCUUUCCUGGAGCCUCGUUAUCACCGGCCAGUAACACCGAGCACUCCACCACCUCUGGUACAAGAGGGCGCAGUCUCAUCUGCAGGUCAGCCUCCGUCACACGAGCCUGUCGAAGCAACUUCUGAGGCUCACUCAAAUGCGAUGAAGUCAGAUCCUGUCAAGUCUGAAGUCAAACCUCUAGAAAUGAUAUCAGUGGAAGUGAAACAGGAAGACCAAGGAUUUGACAUACCAAUAAAGAAAGAACCAGACGAAGAAAUCAAAGACGUUAAUUUUGGGGAAGAUAAGGAAGGCGUCAAACCAACGACAGAAAUUAAUCCAGAGGCAAAUGUCGAACCAGUAGUGGGUGUUGAUCUGAAGGAAGACCCAUAUGGAGAAGUAGAAGAAGAUAUCGAUUUGGAGGAAUAUGAGACAGGGCAAGAGGAAGAUGCCAAAGCAGGAGAGGAGUCGAACUGUGCAGAUGGAGAGGAUGACCAGCCAGGUGAUGCAACAACAAGUCAACAGAGAGGCCUAGGAGUAGCGGAAUGUGGUGUACGGCUCGUGCUGUUCUUGGGGCAGGUGCCGCUGCCUCCCUCAGCCCCGUGGGCGACGGUGGGCGGCGCCGGUCCCCUCCGCGGACCUCGCCGCAACGCCUGCAGGCAGUGCGGUCGCGCCUCCAUUCGUGGCCUGCUCUGCUACAGCUGCUGCUGGAAGCCCACACCGGCAGAUGGACUCGCUGUGACAGCGUGUGAUCGCUUUCAGAGUCUGAUUUUCUUGCCCAGAGACUAUCUUCUUGUUGCAGUCCUUUUCAGCGACAAGCACCAGCGACUGUGGGAGGAACAGGAUGUGGCGUCGCCAGAGGAUCGGGAAGCGCUCGAGGAGCAGGAACCACAGCCGGCAGACAACGCGCAGAGAAGAGGCGAGUAG